This is a messenger RNA of Dermacentor silvarum, 5950 nucleotides long. RefSeq names its product phospholipid-transporting ATPase ABCA3-like. The transcript has 21 exons. The record is from RefSeq and is a predicted model, not a curated record. NCBI's taxonomy places the organism in Eukaryota, Metazoa, Arthropoda, Arachnida, Ixodida, Ixodidae. Gene Ontology annotation, biological process: lipid transport; transmembrane transport. Gene Ontology annotation, cellular component: intracellular membrane-bounded organelle; membrane. Gene Ontology annotation, molecular function: lipid carrier activity; ABC-type transporter activity; ATP binding.
AUGCCCCGCACCUCCAAACAGAGCUGCGACUUACGUUUUGAAUCUCUGCAGAUCCGACUCAAAGCGGCUCCUCGGAUGAGGCUGUCGCAGGCGGAGCCCUACCAGUCGUGGAGCACCGACAGCAACUUUCCCAUGUUACCCUUGUUCUCCCCGCGUCAUCCUGAGACCAAGUUUGACGGUAGUCCAGGUUACGUGACCGAGGGCUUCCUGUACCUGCAGCGGCAGGUGUUCAAGCACACACUCGAGUUCCUGCAGGCGCAGGAGCAGCACUACCCGGAAGAGCCUCCACCGAUCACGCACCUGAGGCUCCAGCGGUUCCCGCUACCGCCGCACACGGUGGACAGCUUCUACUUCAUCGUCCAGUACUUCCUGCCCAUCAUUGUGCUGCUCAGCUUCAUCUACCCAUCGCUGGCCGCCGUCCGCCAGGUCGGCUACGAGAAGGAGUCUGGCAUGAAGGACCUGCUUGAGAUGAUGGGCGUGAACCCCUGGCUAAACUACGCGGCCUGGUUCUUCGCCACGUUGGCCGUGAUGACUGCCAGCUCCGGGCUGCUGGUGAUCGUGGUCACGGCGCCGCUCUCGAGCCACGGGCCUGUGCUGCGCAACAGCGACCCGGCCGUCUUCUUCCUGCUACUUGUCGCGUAUUCGGCCAGCUCGACUUCGUUCUCAUUUUUCGUCGGAUCGUUCUUCAACAAUGCGAACACUUCGGUGGCGGCGCUGGCCGUGGCCUACAUCACGACUUUCUCGCCCUUCCUGUUCUUCUUCUCGAUUAACGACGACCACACGCUUCCCACAUUGGUGGCCGCCUGUCUGCUCUGCAACACUGCACUGCCCGUGGGCAUCACCGUGACCACGUUACUCGAAGCGAGUGGUGACGGUAUCCAGUGGCGCAACCUUGACGUGAACCCCAACCCUGGUCAAGGCCUGUCGUUAAUGUCGGUCAUACUGCUGCUUGUCUUCGACACCUUUAUGUACAUCGUGGUGCUCUGGUACGUGGAGGUGCUGGCCGCCAAAAACGCGGACAUAUUCUUCGAAGAGUUUGUUUCCAAGGAGCCUGCGGGAGUUCGGCUCGUCAACCUCACCAAGGUGUACGGCAAGACUACGGUGGUAAGCAACAUAAACUUGGAGGCGUCCAAAGGGUACAUAACUGUUCUGCUCGGCCACAACGGUGCGGGCAAGACUACUACCAUGCGAAUGAUUACCGGGCAGCUGACCCCUUCGAGUGGCUCGGUGUUCAUCGAGUCCCAGGACGUGAACGUCAACAGCCGGGCGGCGCACCAAAGCUUGGGCGUAUGUCCGCAGACGGACAUCCACUUCCGAGAGAUGACUGUCUUUGAGCACCUCUACUUCUUCUCCAGGCUGAAGAAGGUUCCGUACAGCGAUGUCCACGAACAGACAUUCAACCUGCUUGUUCUGAUGAACAUGGUGUCCAAGACGGACACUUUCGCCAAGCACUUGUCCGGGGGCAUGAAACGGAAGCUGUCCAUAGCCGUGGCGCUCAUUGGACACUCCAAGGUUGUGAUCCUAGAUGAGCCAACGGCUGGCAUGGACCCGGCUGCCCGGCGGGACAUGUGGGACUUGCUCCUGUCGGAGAAGGCACAACGCACCAUACUGCUCACCACGCAUUCUAUGGAAGAGGCUGACGCCAUUGGGGAUCGUAUCGCCAUCAUGGCCAAUGGCAUUGUCCAGUGCUGUGGCUCACCCUUCUUCCUCAAGAAGAACCUUGGUGCGGGCUACCACAUGGCGAUCUUGAAGAAGCCCCAAUGCGACCCGCAUGCCGUGAUGGACGUGGUCGCUGCGUUCGCGCCAUCGGCCGAGCUCGAGAGCAACGUGGGCGCGGAGAUGGCGCUGCGCAUCGGGCGCGACGAUCAGCCGGCCUUCAAGCACCUCUUCAGCCACCUCGAAGAGAACAAGGAGAAGCUCGGCAUCGCCAGCUUCGGCGUCUCUGUCACCACGCUCGAAGAGGUCUUUCUUCGAGUUGGCGACUACGCUGCCACAGCAAUGUCCAGACUUCGGAUGCCUGAGCCUGACCAACUGCGCGACACUGAAGCCGAUACGCUUCUGGGCGCACUGCACUUCUCGGACCCGCUGCGGCACGGAAGCCCGGUGGCCGGCAGCGCCCCGCCACGGCGCAACGGCGGCUCGCGGCUGCUGCUGCAGCAGACGUGGGCGCUGCUUGUGCUGCACUCGCUUCACAGCCGGCGCAACUGGGCGUUCACGCUGUCGCAGUUGCUCGUGCCGGUGUUCGUGGUGGCCUACACGCUCACCUGGAUCGACAGCCUGCCCAAGGUGCACAAGCCGGGGCCCCGCGUGCUCGACGUGAACCAAGUGUUCGCCAACGACGUACCGUACGCUUUCCACGGAGGGGCUUCCGCCUCGCUGGCCAGGCAGUUCAAAAGGCAGUUCUCCAGCAAGGUGAAUCCUAUACUGGUGGAGACGGGAAGCGUGGAAAGCUACCUGGUGAACGCGUCUGUGCUACAAGGCAACACCUUCCUGACGAGUACGCUGAUCGCGGCCAGCUUCGAAGACGAGGGGCCAGGUGGCAGCGUUCGCUCGGCUAGGCUGCUAUUCAACAACCAGGUGUACCACACGCCGGCGCUCGCCAUGGCCGCCUACCAGAGGGCGCUUCUGCACGAGACAUUCGACAACGCGUCACUCAAGCUCACCGUGGUCAACCAUCCGUUCCCUAGGGUGGUCGAGGAGAAGGCCAACAAGCUUAUCACAAUGCACCGCGAGAGCUUCCAGAUAGGCCAGCAGACCAUCUUCGGCACCUCGUUCCUGAUCGCCAGUUUCUCGGUGUUUCUGGUGCUGGACCACGUGAGCAACUCGCGCCACCUGCAGCGCAUCUCGGGCCUCAACAUGAUCGCCUAUUGGGCGGCCUACGCCAUUUGGUCGCUGCUCCUCUACAUCUCAUCGUGCCUGCUCGUCAUGUCCACCUUCCGCCUCUUUAACACCCAGGGAUUCACCCACCUGCGCGAGCGAGCGGUAAUGCUCCUGCUGUUCUUCUACUUCGGCACCUCGUGGCUGCCCAUGAUCGCGGCGAUGUCGUUCUGCUUUCGCACCCACACGGCCGCCUACGUUCGGAUCGCCACAGUCUUCUUCGCUGCAGGCGUGUGCGGCCUGGUGUUGGUGGCGGUGCUCGAGUGGAGGGGCAAGCCCGGUUUAGAGGACGUGAUCGACACCGUGGACUCGGUGUUUACGUACAUGCUGCCGAUGUACGCGCUGGGGCGAGCCUUCUCCCGCCUGUACCGCAACGCGCACUUCAACAUCGUCUGCAACGACUACUACACGCAGAACGUCCUCUGCGAGAUCGCGCCCAACCGGGCGCGCUAUUGCUGCAAGGACUACUGCCGCCCGAACGAGUGCAUCGACUGGCAGCCGGACCUGCUCUCGUGGGGCUCGCCGGGCAUCGCGCGUGCACUGCUGUCGUUCAUCCUGCACACGCUGCUGGGACUGGCUGUGCUCUGCGCAUGCGAGGCGAAUGCCGGCUUCUUCACCGAACGGCUCACCCUCAGCGGCUCGGCUAGUCGCAAGUCGGUCGCAGAUGAUACUAGAAGGCCUCAUAAAAGUGCAAAAAAAAGAAAGAAACAAGAGCACACACGCGGCUACCGGUUCUGGUUUAUAGGUGUGUGUGUGAGACCACGUGAGAUGUUAAACACGCGGUUAAACGGUAGAACCGUGUCCCCAUGCUGGUCGUCCCCUCGGCACCAGCAGCAGAUGCAGGAGGACGAUGACGUGGCGGAGGAGAAACAGCGCGUACUCUCUUCGAGCGUGUCGGAGCUGGCGAAGCGCGACGUGCUGGUGCUGCGGCGGAUGUCGCGUGUCUACGGCUCGUUCUGCGCCGUGCACGAGCUCUCGUUCGGCGUGCGCAAGGGCGAAUGCUUUGGCCUGCUCGGCAUCAACGGCGCCGGCAAGACGACCACCUUCAACAUGCUCACCGCCACCAUCGGGCCCAGCGCUGGCGAGGCCUUCGUCGACGGCUAUUCGGUCACCAACGAUACGAAGCAGGUUCGCCGGCGGAUCGGCUACUGCCCGCAGACGGACGCGCUGCCGGGCUUCCUGACAGGCCGCGAGGUGCUGACGCUGUACGCGCGCAUCCGGGGCAUACCCGAGAACCGCCUCGGGGACGUGUGCCGCGCGCUCGCGCAGCUCUUCUACUUCACGCCCCACUUGGAUAACACACUGGACACCUACAGGCACGCUGCAUGCUCCAUCGAGUGUUGUUUCAGCGCGCACGAGCGGGUCAUCUUGCAACGCGUCCCUUUCAACUGAUGCAGUGGCGGCAACAAGCGCAAGGUGAGCACAGCAGUGGCGUUCAUGGGCAGCCCGCAGCUGGUGAUUCUGGACGAGCCGUCCACCGGCAUGGACCCGGUGGCCAAGCGUUGCGUUUGGCACACGCUGCAGGAGCUCAUCGUCCGCGGCUGCAGCAUCAUUCUCACCUCUCACAGUAUGGAGGAGUGCGAGGCCAUGUGCAGCCGGCUGGCGAUCAUGGUGAACGGCCGCUUGUGCUGCCUCGGCUCGCCGCAGCACCUCAAGAACAAGUUCGGCAGCGGCUACUCCAUCAUGAUCAAGGUGGCCGGCGCCAAGCCGUCGGCCACGUCGCUCACGUCGCACAGCUCGUUCAGCAGCAAGGACGAGUCGUUGGGCACCGAGGUGGACGGUGUCAAGAACUACAUGCAGGCGCGGCUGCCGGGCAUCGAGCUGAUCGGCUCGCACAACGGGCUGCUCGAGUUCCACCUGUCAGCGCCCGACUUGAGCUGGGCCGAGGUGUUCGACGUCAUGGACCAGGCCAAGGGCGUCUUCAACGUGGCCGACUACUCGGUGGCGCAGCUGACGCUCGAGCAGGUCUUUCUGCACUUCGCCAUGCUCCAGCGGGAGGACAACAAGUGACGCUGCACGCCAUUGUGUAUAUAGUCGCCUUAUAUUUUGACUGCUUUCAAUAUCGAUCGGCGCACUUCCAUCUGCGGGAACCUGAACCGGGCGGAAGUGUUCGUUCGCACCGUGUCGACGGCGCCGUCGCUAACCAUGGUGUCUCGGAAGUCCGAGCCUCGCAGCAGAUUGCAAAUUGCACAUUUUGAGUCAUAGAUCACCCAGUUGCAUUACAGUGCGAAUUGAUUUGUACAUAUUCAUACUUGUAUGGAUUGAUUGUGCAUGACUAGUGGUAGCUUUGUCGUUGACAGGCGCGCUGCUAGCUUUUUUUCUGUUCUUGAAGAUUCGCAUUUACCAAUUCUGUCGCUGCGCGCAAAGUACCGAACUAUCAUAAAGGUGCGCACGUAUCUGAAGCAAAUUCUUGUACCUGUUUUGAUGAUCUCAUAUCGCUGUUUAGACUUGCCCGAUUUGUGUGCGCGAGAACAGGAAGAUUGUUCGGUGCCGCAACAGCUGCAAUGGCGGAAGCGUGCCAUGGACAUGCGCGCGAAACGAACCCACGGACGUGUGCGCAUGUCGUAGUUCAACCAGGCCACACAUGCAGGCCACGUACGACAUAUACGUAUACAAGGUGUUUUCUGGAGCGCUUUUAUGUCGUGAAACUGCCGUAACUGAAACGUCAGUAGUGUCCGUUGGUUCCUACUUGUGCCCGCAACCAAAUGCACACACGUGCCAAAUUUUUCAUUGCCACGCCUCUUUUUUACUCUGUCCACAUUGAUGUAUAUUUCAUCGUAAAAGUGCACAUAAUUCUGUGCAAGUACUCGCACUUGUCUUUCAGUGCGAAAUGCGAAACGCAAGCAUCAUUCCCUGCGAGCAAUUCGUAAUGUUGGCGAACACUUCAGCGCCGGUUGUUCCGCUUCCGGUCUGUUCUUGCUACUUUCGUUGUGUAUAGCAUUUUGCACAUAAAUCUGAACACGUUGUUCCGUGUUGUGCCUGGAUGCUUUGUCGCACAGAAAUUGAUGCAAAACACUGACAACCACGUGAUAGUUGCCUGGUGUUAUGGUAAGCUAGUUGCGUAGUUUCGUUU